Messenger RNA from Caenorhabditis elegans, 5113 nucleotides. RefSeq names its product HEAT repeat-containing protein 1 homolog (gene toe-1). NCBI's taxonomy places the organism in Eukaryota, Metazoa, Nematoda, Chromadorea, Rhabditida, Rhabditidae. The record is from RefSeq and is marked reviewed. Gene Ontology annotation, cellular component: nucleolus. The transcript has 8 exons. Bases 45 to 4997 code for a protein of 1650 amino acids.
AGAAUUGUUGUCUGUUAUUUCUCCAAACCCCGGGUAUCAUAAGAAUGGCGACGUCGUUGACAAGCCAGUUGGAAAAUUUGAGAACAUCGGCCGCUCGUCACUUGACGGUUGAGAAGCGCCAUGUUUCUUUAUUGUUCGAUAGAAAAGAAGCCAAUAAACUAUCAAAUGAGACCGCUCACAGAAUUGGAGUUGCGGGACUCGAGCAAAUGAAGAGAAUCGACCCAGUUUUUGAUACAGAAUUCGCCAACGAUCUAUUCUCUGAAGAGCGUGUAGACUUUGUCAGGUCAAUGCUCGAAAAAGGCGCCAAUGAAGAGCUCAACAAACAAAUCGAAAAGCUUCUUCUGGAACUUUCUCCGUAUCUACAACAUUUCGCUUGCCAACAAGUUCUUGAAUUCCUGAUCCACACUUAUCAAAUCUACUCUUUCAACGCCGAGACGCUUCUUCUCACUUUUCUCCCAUUCCACGAGACCAAAGUCUACUCCAGACUUCUCCGUAUUCUGGAUUUUGACUGGAAAAGAUCGAAAGAAUGGCAAUUUAUGCAGCAAUUCACGAAGACGGAGACACCAAUCCCAUUCACUUCAAUCGCAAGAGCCACGUUGUCAAGCAAGCAUUCGAUUAUUACCUGUAUCACGGAUCACAUCAGACAUGCUGUUGAGAUUGUUGGAAGUGACUAUUUGGAAAUUAAACAUCCUAUUCUCUUCAAUUUUCACGCGAAAUUGUUGUUGAGCAUGUUCACGGAUCCAGAAAAAGUCGACGAAAUGAUGCUUGCCAAGUUGAUGCCGUUCAUCGAAAAUGGAAUUAAAAGCCCAAUGAAAUCUUUCCGUUACUCUGCAAUGGUUGUCAUCUCCCAGCUGGUGUUGACGGUGAAGCUCAAGGAUGAGGUUUUGAACUCAAUGUGCAAGCUGCUGAUCACAAAAAUGCGAUCGGACACCGCAGCAGCUUCACUUUCGACUCUGAUGGUUGUUUUCCAGCAGCAAAACGUGCAGAGUUUGUCGAAGAAUACGCUGAAGAAGCUGCUCCGCCACGAGGAAGGCAUUGAUGUCUGGAAGAUUCUGAAGGAACUCUCAGAGCGUACAGAUACGACAAAGUUCUUCAAUGUUCUGUGGAAAGAACUUAUUGUGUUGUCAAAAGAUGCAGAAUCUGAAGAUAAUACCUUGGCGAUUGAUGUUCUUAUAGAAACUAUUGAAGAUGCUUCGAUUUUGACUGGAGAUCAAGCUGGAACAAUCUUGAAGCUGAUCCUUCAGGAAGGAAUGGACGGAAAUAUUUUCGAUAAUAAGAAGAAGCUGAAAUCGAAUAUUCGAGCUAUUGGAAUGCGAUUUGCGAAGCAAUUUGAUGCGAUUCACGCCGAAUUGAAGGCUAAGGACAAGAAAACCUUGAAAAAUGUGCUCAAAGAAUACCAAAUUGAAGAUAUUGUGCAAUUCGCCAGUGAAGCUGUCGCUGCCACUCAAUCUGAGGAAUCUAUUGAAAUUAUUUCCGAGGAAGCUCCAUCUUCCAAGAAAAUCAAGCUCACCGCUUCAGAAAAAGCUCAAAAGCUGGCUCAAAGUUCAGAAUUCGCGAAACGAGAAGUUUUCUCCGGUGACCCGAUCAAUAAGGCGACCGAAUGGUUGAACGGAGAGAAAUGGGACAAAGUCGAAUGGGCUCUGAAUGAGAUGGCUCAACGAGGAGAGAAAUAUUUCAGUCGUAAGGUGGAAGAUGACGUCGAGCAAUUUGUGUUGGAGAUUGUGAAGGUUGUCGGUGUUGGAGGAGUCAAACAGAUUGAUGGAGGCAGUGUUAAGGCUGCGUUGGCUGGGGCCAACCUCAACCCCCAAUUCGUCGCUGACCUGCUCACCAAAUUCGAUGGAGUCUCGGAAAUUGCUCCAAAACGAACCAAGGGUGCUCAGAAGAAGAAUCUCGUCGAAAAAACGUUUGGAACCGAAGAAUCAUGGGAAGCGUUCAAUCAACGUGUCGUAUUUGUGUUGGAUCUUCUGAAUGCUCGUCAAAUUAUUCCGUCGAGUGAAAAGGUUCUUGCUGCUCUCUUUGCAGUUGUUAAGCAAGUGAACUCCAAAUCCGACGUGGAAAGCUCGUCAUACCAGCAGCAUCUCGCUGUGAAUGCCAUUCGAAAGAUCCUUGAACAUCCUGAAAAGACAAAGAUCGGAGCGUCGGAAGUCGACAUGGAUUGUGUUAUCGAAACGAUGCGAUCCACUCACAAUCAUCACCUCCUUCGAGAUUGUCUCCGUUUGAUUGUGGCCGCUGCCAAGCACACCCCCAAUUCAGUGGUGAAGCACGUGAUGUCUGUAUUCACGUUCAUGGGAAAUGGAAUGCUUCGAAAAGACAAUGAAUUGACACUUUCAAUCGUCGAAAAGACUGUCGAAUCGCUGUUCUCAACGAUCAUUAAUAGUUCUGGACAAGCGGUGCUCACCAAGCAACAGCAAACCGAGAAGCUCAUCGAGUUGGCUCGGCUCUUCGCCGCGAGUGCUAUAGAUAUCCCAGCACAUCGUCGAGCAAGAAUCGCACAAGCCAUCGCUAGAGCUGUUCAAGCAGAGAAUGCAUCGACUGUUGUGCUGGUGUUGGUGUCCAGUUUCUGUGCUCGCUGGCAGAGAUCUUCAGAUGCAGCUGCUCAGGAAGCAAUGAAGCGAGGAUCGGAUCAAGAUGCUUAUGAUGAUUUAGCAAUUGAACUUCUCAGUGCUCUCAAUCCAUUCGAGCAGCUUUCAAGUGUCCUCGAGAUGUGUGAAUAUGUGCGUCGUCUUGGAGGUGAUAAGCCAGCGAAGUCCACCACCACCAAGAAGGAUCUGGACACGAUGAUCUUCGAUCGAACAGCUCAGACUUUGCCGAGAAUUCGACAUUUCCGAUAUGUAGUGGUCACUCUUAUCUCGAGAAUCUUCUCAAAUCGAGUAUUGAUUGAAAGAUUAGCUGCGUAUGAUGACGAGGAGCUUCUGAAGAAUGCAUUACCACUUGGAAAGAGGCUUAUCGAGUGCUCCGUUGAGCUGGAUGAGUUUGCGAACAAGGAAGCCAAUGAUCAAGAUGGAUCAGAUCCACAAGCUCAAAGAUAUUGGGUUGCAUUCGCGUCAAGAACCGAGGUGGUCAGUGAGAAGCUGAGACACUUGCUUCCAGGAGGUGUAGCCGCUCGUCUCAUCGCUGAUGUUCUUCAAGAGUGUGUUAAUGACAAGAAGAUGUCGUAUAAGAUGUGCGAGAAAGUCCUGCAACUCGCGAACAUCAAGCUCGGACACGAUCGUUACCUAUUCGCCGAUAGUGGAAUCAACGAGAAGGAGCUUAUCACGUUGGCUCAGGCUCUCAACAAGUUUAUCGUUGCCGAGACGAAGAGUGAGGAGAAGAUGAGAAUGUGCCAGAAUUCUGCGUAUACGUUGAAGUUGAUCGCGAAGAAUCUUCCGUCACAAUCGGAAUCGCUAGUUCUCGCAGAUACAAUGCAACGGUGUGUGAGCAUUGUGAGCCAAUAUCAGAAGCUCGACGAGAAUUUGACUGGAAAUGUGCUUCUUCUUGCCGGAGAGCUCAUUCGUUCGCAUAAUAUGAGAUCUACGAUUCAUCAUGCGACAAGUCUUUUGAAGACGUGUCUAGCAACUGUUCAGGAGUGUAUCGCCAGAUUCUCGAAGCCUCAGUAUGAUUCUGCAGCAUCUCCAGGAUCAUCGGUGGCAGGUGGACGUGGAAAUCGAGGUCACCGAAUCAGACAACAAUCACUGGGAGGAAACAAGUUUGGAAGUGAUACCUUAUUGAUCUGCUCCCUAACAUGCAUCCAACGAGUCUACGAUCAAUUCGCCUCAUUCGUCGUUGAAUCGACUGGUGACGUCAUCAUUCGAUAUUGUCGGCUUAUUGCUCGAUUCGGAGAUCCAUCGGAGCUCCUGGCUCUCAAUCAACCAUCUUCUAGCACAACAGCAGCAUUCCAAGGAGGAUCACAGACUAGUGGAUUUGGAAGUAAAACUGGAAUCCAUCAUCGUCUAUCGUUGAUUCGUCGUUCAUUGCUUUCUAUCGAACUUCGCGUGCUUCCUGCUCAUAUUGUGAAGACGGUUGGAGAGUUGAAGACUGAAAAGAAGGCUCUCAGUGCUCUAUUCAACUUGCUCACUGGAUACAUCGAAACUCAACAUCAACAGAAGCCGGAAAUCCUCCGUAAAUCAGUAAUUCAGCUCAGAAGAACCUUCGUCAGUGAUGUCAUCACUCCAACAUUGAUUGUCAGAAGUCAAGAACGUCAAUCGGAUCAAUUUGAGAAUGUUGAAAAGCUCGAGCACACUGUCUUCAAUUUCGUUAUCUCCAUUGCCAGUAUUCUCAGUGAAGUGGAAUUCCGUACAGUCGUCAAUGAGCUCGUCGCUUGGGCUGAGCCGGGUCUCGAAGCGAAGGCUGAUUUGGCAGCCAGACUUCGACUCGUUUCACUUCUCCACUUUGCCAAUGAUCUCUACACUUCGUUCAACUCGUUGGCUCUUCCAUAUUUCGGUCGAAUUUUGGAAAUUUCUGCGCUCGUCCUGAAGAAAUGCAAUGCGACGCUGCUGCUCGGAACAGAUGAGCUGUUGUUGAGUGGAAAACGAGGAUCAAUUGAGGCAUUAGAGACGGAUCUGGCACUGACACUUGCGAUUGAUGUCAUUUCGAAUGCUGCUAGGCACAGAGACUUUUUCACUGUUGAUCGUUGUCAAUUGGUGUCGGAUGUGAUAGUCAAUGAAUUGGUUAACACGAAGGUUGAAGGCCAUGAGAAACGUUGUUCCGAUCACCUGGUUCCAGCCAUCUACCGUAUCGGAAAUGCUGAUCCGGACAGCUUCCCAGAGCUUCUGAAUAAGAUAAUGCUCAAGACAAGAGAUUCGAGAGCAAAGAUCCGUUAUCGUGCUCUCAUUGUUCUCGAGUUGUUGAUCAAGGAGAUCGGAGAUGGAGUACAACCGCAUCUUUCGAUUCUUCUUCCGUUCCUUAAUGAGCUUAUUGAAGAUGAGAACAAACAAGUCGAGGCACAAUGUCAAAAGGUUAUCAAUUCUCUUCAACACAAAUUCGGAGAGACAUUCUGGAGUGGCGGUUCAUCGGCUUAAAUCAAAAUAUUUGUUUUUUUGUUGUUUUAAUUGUUGGUUUUGUGUCUUUUUUUCUAGCUGUUUUGGUUUUUAAAAUUUUUUUAAAUUUUGAUGUUUCAAUAAAAAUCAAUUAUAAG